CUUCCCCAAAGAAUCUAGGCCAUUUCUGCCGAAGAGUGAAGACCCAAGGGCUAAAAUUUCAAUUAUGAGCAUCGCCAUGAGCUGCCUCCAUUGUUAUUCUCGAUUUCUCCCUUUGAAUUCUCAGCUCAAUAAACAGAAUCCGAAAGCGAAACAGCAGCUUCAGUUUUGCAGCAGUGAAUCAGCUCCCAGCCUGGUUUUGCGAAAACAGAUUAAUGUGCAUUCGAGGACAAAUGCUGCAUCCACUCCCGUUUUUAUCGCUGCCAAAAUCCCUCCAUCUCAAUCUGGUGACAUUACAGUCUUCCUCCAAACAAGUGCAUUGCUUCUGGUUGUUUACUUCUUGGGUAAUUUCGUGGCACCUUAUUUCAUCUCCAAGUAUUUCGAAUUUGACAAGGUUGGUGAAGAUCAGAACACAAAUGAAAAUGAUAGCCAAGGAAGACUGUGAAGAUCAAGCUCAGACAAUGGAAGGCCAGGUUUUUUUUUUUCUCAUGAAGAUAUGACCAUAUAUGUUUCCCUUGCUAAGUUCUGUUCAUUUUUCACAUACUGUUGAAGCAAUGCACAUUUUAUUACCAAGAGAAAAACAAGAAUCGCAACUUUAACGCCAUUA
Messenger RNA from Hibiscus syriacus, 604 nucleotides. RefSeq lists its product as uncharacterized. The record is from RefSeq and is a predicted model, not a curated record. Lineage: Eukaryota; Viridiplantae; Streptophyta; Magnoliopsida; Malvales; Malvaceae. Bases 65 to 442 code for a protein of 125 amino acids. The transcript has 2 exons.